Molecule: messenger RNA, 1017 nt
Organism: Cyphellophora attinorum
Lineage: Eukaryota; Fungi; Ascomycota; Eurotiomycetes; Chaetothyriales; Cyphellophoraceae
Product: putative electron transfer flavoprotein subunit alpha, mitochondrial
Exons: 3
Coding region: 1-1017 (338 amino acids)
Cellular component (GO): mitochondrion
Molecular function (GO): electron transfer activity; flavin adenine dinucleotide binding
Source: RefSeq, a predicted model, not a curated record
AUGUACGCAAUACGGCGCACCGCAACCCAGCGGCUCUCCGCCCUCACCCACUCAUCGCACUUCCUCUCCACACAGUCCCGCUUCACAACUCAACGAUCACGCCUCGCUUCAACCCUCGCAAUCCUCGAACAGCGCGAAGGCGGCCUCAACUCCGCCUCCCUCGGCGCCGUCACCGCAGGCGCCAAACUCGGCGGCAGCAUUCACGGCUUCAUUGCGGGCAAAAACGUCAAGCCCAUCGCUGAGGAAGCCUCUAAGGUUUCCGGCCUAGAGAAGAUCAUCACCGUCGAGAAUGAGGCGUAUGACCGGGGACUAGCGGAGAAUUGGGCGCCGUUGUUGGUUGAGAAUAUCAAGAAGGGAGGGUAUACCCAUGUGAUUGUGGGACAUAGUGCGUUUGGGAAGAAUCUGCUGCCGCGGGUGGCGGCAUUGCUGGAUGUGCAGCAGAUCAGUGAUGUGAUGAGUAUUGAGGGAGAGGAUACAUUCGUCCGCCCAAUCUACGCCGGCAACGCAAUCCUCACAGUCCAAUCCACCGACCCCAUCAAGCUCCUCACCGUCCGCCAAACCUCCUUCCCUCCCGCCGAAAUCGCCGAUGGCUCCGCCACCAUCGAGGAAGGAACCGACCCCUCCGCACCGCAACCAACUCAAUGGGUCUCGGAAAACCUCACAAAAUCCGACCGGCCCGAACUCGCCACCGCGGGCAAAGUCGUCUCCGGCGGCCGCGGCCUCAAGUCCAAGGAGGAAUUCGACCGCCUUAUGCCGCCCCUCGCCGACGCGCUGGGCGCAGCGAUCGGCGCAAUGCGCCGCUGUCGACAGUGGACGGGGAAGAACGUGGCGCCGCAGCUGUAUCUGUGUGCGGGGAUUAGCGGGGCUAUUCAGCAUCUGGCGGGGAUGAAGGAUAGUAAGGUGAUUGCGUGUAUUAAUAAGGAUGGGGAUGCGCCGAUCUUUGGGGUUGCGGAUGUUGGGCUUGUCGGGGAUUUGUUUGAGGUUGUGCCGGAGCUGACGGAGAAGUUGAAGGCUUGA